This is a messenger RNA of Xenopus tropicalis (tropical clawed frog), 1377 nucleotides long. RefSeq names its product vomeronasal type-2 receptor 26. The coding region runs from base 1 to 1377 and encodes 458 amino acids. Gene Ontology annotation, molecular function: G protein-coupled receptor activity. Gene Ontology annotation, biological process: G protein-coupled receptor signaling pathway. Lineage: Eukaryota; Metazoa; Chordata; Amphibia; Anura; Pipidae. The record is from RefSeq and is a predicted model, not a curated record. Gene Ontology annotation, cellular component: plasma membrane; membrane. The transcript has 5 exons.
AUGUCCUUCAAAGCCAAUGGAGACCCUCCGGCUCGUUUUGACAUUGUUAAGUGGCUCUUCUUAAACAAUGGUUCUACUGUGAGCAGGAAGGUUGGGAGUUUUGAUGAGUCAAAUGAAGAGAAUCAGCUUUACAUUAAUUCCAGUGCUGAUUGGUGGAGUCCAUACUUCUCAGAGGGCUUGGAAACCUUUAUUGGUAACCAGGUGUACAUUUCUCACAAGGUUGCUAUGUCCUACCAUUCAACAAUGAUUCUGUUUCCAUCAGAAGAUUCCAGCUGCCUAAGUACUUUGCUAAAGUAUCUCAAUUACAAAUCUAUCUUUUUAACUCAAAUUGAAAGAAAUGUCAUUAUCUUCAAAAUGCCUCGGUCCCUAUGCAGCGAGCCCUGUUCCCCAGGAUACAGGAAGUCUAAAAUAGAAGGGGAGCCCCCUUGUUGUUACGACUGUGUCCAGUGUGGAGAUGGGGAAAUGUCUAACACUACAGAUGCAGUGACCUGUGUAAAAUGCCCUGAAGACCAGAAGUCUAAUAGACAGAAGACUGACUGUGUCCCUAAAGCUCUAAAUUACCUUUCUUAUAUGGAUACCCUGGGGGCCAGUUUAGCUUCCGCUGCUAUAAUUCUCUUCAUCACAGCUUCUGUAGUUAUGGGAAUCUUUGUGAAAUAUUGGGAGACUCCUAUUGUGAGAGCCAAUAACCAAAAUCUCAGCUGUCUCCUCCUCAUCUCUCUCAUGUUGUGUUUCCUCUGCACUUUAUUAUUCAUUGGGCGCCCAACUCAGAUAUGUUGUCUCCUCCGACAAGUAACAUUUGGGAUUGUAUUUACUUCUUCUGUUUCUUCUGUGUUGGCUAAAACUCUCACAGUUAUUAUUGCCUUCAAUGCCACAAAGCCUGGGAGCAAAGCAACACGGUAUGUCGGAACCCAACUGUCCAUCUUCAUAGUCUCUGCAUGUUCUUUGGGUGUGACUCUGAUCUGUGUUGUAUGGAUGGCCUCCAGUCCCCCAUUUCCAGAUGCUGAUACCUUUUCUGAAACUGACACCAUUAUUCUCCUGUGCAAUGAAGGAUCUAUUAUUUUUUUCUUCUGUAUAAUUGGAUAUAUAGGAACCAUGGCCCUACUAAGUUUCAUUGCUGCAUUUCUAGCCAAGGAUUUCCCUGACCGAUUUAAUGAGGCUAAAAACAUCACUUUCAGUAUGUUGGGGUUCUGUAGCGUGUGGGGGGCAUUUGUCCCUGCAUACCUGAGCAGUAAGGGCAGUAGAAUGGUGGCAGUUGAGAUAUUUGCCAUCUUAUCCUCCAGUGCUGGGUUAUUUGGCUGUAUAUUUGCCCCAAAAUUGUACAUUAUUUUUCUGAGACCUGAGCUGAACAUAAGAGAGACUGUUGUCAAAAGAUCUUAG